Molecule: messenger RNA, 604 nt
Organism: Neogale vison (American mink)
Lineage: Eukaryota; Metazoa; Chordata; Mammalia; Carnivora; Mustelidae
Gene: GP9
Product: glycoprotein IX platelet
Exons: 1
Coding region: 1-534 (177 amino acids)
Molecular function (GO): protein binding
Source: RefSeq, a predicted model, not a curated record
AUGCCUGCCUGGGGGGCCCUGUUGCUGCUCUGGGCUGCCGCACAAGCUACCAACGACUGCCCCACCGAGUGCACCUGCCGGGCCCUGGAAACCAUGGGGCUGUGGGUGGACUGUCAGGGACAGGGGCUCACGGCCCUGCCCGCGCUGCCGGUCCACACCCGUCACCUCCUGCUGGCUAAUAACAACCUGAGCUCUGUGCCCCCCGGCGCCUUCGACCACCUGCCCCAGCUGCAGAUCCUCGACGUGACACAGAACCCCUGGCACUGUGACUGCAGCCUCACCUACCUGCGUCUCUGGCUGGAGGACCACACGCCUGAGGCCUUGCUGCAUGUCCGCUGUGCCAGCCCCGAGCUUGCCACUGCCCGCCCGCUGGGCCAGCUCACGGGCUUUGAGCUGGGGAGCUGCGGCUGGCAGCUCCCAGAGUCCUGGAGCUACCCAGAGCUCUGGUGGGAUGUGCUGCUGAUUGUUGUGGCCAUGCUGGGCCUGGCUCUCCUGGCCGGCCUCCUGUGCACUGCUACAGAGAUCUUUGACUGAGGCCAGGUCCCCAGGGUCACCCUGAGCCCCUCCGCAGACCCCACCAGGCCUGGGCAUCAGGGCCACCAGU